Messenger RNA from Onychomys torridus (southern grasshopper mouse), 1771 nucleotides. Its product is annotated as tubulin gamma-2 chain. Lineage: Eukaryota; Metazoa; Chordata; Mammalia; Rodentia; Cricetidae. The record is from RefSeq and is a predicted model, not a curated record. Gene Ontology annotation, molecular function: GTP binding; structural constituent of cytoskeleton. Bases 231 to 1586 code for a protein of 451 amino acids. The transcript is spliced from 11 exons. Gene Ontology annotation, biological process: mitotic sister chromatid segregation; cytoplasmic microtubule organization; meiotic spindle organization. Gene Ontology annotation, cellular component: spindle; centrosome; cytoplasm.
GCCUGUGCUGAAUUCCAGCUGGGACUGCGAGGAGAGAAAAUGAUGCCCAGGAUGGGCUCUGCCGCCCGCCGGCUGCGGAGAGGCCCACACUGCACACGCGCAGACCCAGCGUCCGCGUCAAAACACCGGCAGACAGCGUGCUCCCCAUGUCCUGAGCUCCCCCGGCUGCUAGGCGUUCCUCCCAGCCGGGACUCCCCCCAGGGGGGCGGACGAGCUCACGUCUGACCGCGAUGCCCCGGGAGAUCAUCACCCUGCAGCUGGGCCAGUGCGGCAACCAGAUUGGGUUCGAGUUCUGGAAACAGCUGUGUGCUGAGCAUGGCAUCAGUCCCGAGGGCAUCGUAGAGGAGUUCGCCACUGAAGGCACUGACCGCAAGGACGUCUUUUUCUACCAGGCAGAUGAUGAGCAUUACAUCCCCCGGGCUGUGCUGCUGGACCUGGAGCCCCGGGUGAUCCAUUCCAUCCUCAACUCCUCCUAUGCCAAGCUCUACAACCCAGAGAACAUCUACCUGUCUGAGCAUGGAGGAGGAGCAGGCAACAACUGGGGCAGAGGAUUCUCUCAGGGUGAGAAAAUUCACGAGGACAUCUUUGACAUCAUAGACCGAGAGGCGGAUGGAAGUGACAGUCUGGAGGGCUUUGUGCUGUGCCAUUCCAUUGCUGGAGGGACAGGUUCUGGUCUGGGCUCCUACCUCUUAGAAAGACUGAAUGACAGGUACCCCAAGAAACUAGUGCAGACAUACUCCGUGUUUCCCAACCAGGAUGAGAUGAGCGACGUGGUGGUCCAGCCCUACAACUCCCUCCUCACGCUAAAGAGGCUGACCCAGAAUGCAGACUGUGUGGUGGUGCUGGACAACACAGCCUUGAACCGGAUCGCCACAGACCGCCUGCACAUCCAGAACCCAUCCUUCUCCCAGAUCAACCAGCUGGUGUCCACCAUCAUGUCGGCCAGCACCACCACCCUGCGCUACCCUGGCUACAUGAACAAUGACCUCAUCGGCCUCAUCGCCUCCCUCAUUCCCACCCCCAGGCUCCACUUCCUCAUGACUGGCUAUACACCUCUCACCACGGACCAGUCAGUGGCCAGUGUGAGGAAGACAACGGUCCUGGAUGUCAUGAGGCGACUGCUACAGCCUAAGAAUGUGAUGGUGUCCACAGGCCGGGAUCGUCAGACCAACCACUGCUACAUAGCCAUCCUCAACAUCAUCCAGGGAGAGGUGGACCCCACCCAGGUCCACAAGAGCCUGCAGAGGAUCCGGGAAAGGAAGUUGGCCAACUUCAUCCCCUGGGGUCCAGCCAGCAUCCAGGUGGCCCUGUCGAGGAAGUCUCCCUACCUUCCCUCAGCCCACCGGGUCAGCGGGCUCAUGAUGGCCAACCACACCAGUAUCUCCUCGCUUUUCGAAAGUUCCUGCCAGCAGUAUGACAAACUAUGGAAGCGGGGAGCCUUCCUUGAGCAGUUCCGCAAGGAGGACAUCUUCAAGGACAACUUUGAGGAGAUGGACAGGUCCAGGGAGGUGGUGCAGGAGCUCAUUGAUGAGUACCAUGCUGCUACACGGCCAGAUUAUAUCUCCUGGGGCACCCAAGAGCAGUGAUUACAUUCUCUGCUGGUCCUGGACAUGGACAAGUGCAGCCCUUAACCAUGGCUGGACCCUGUGACCCUACUUCAUCUCUCAUUUCUAGGUUCAUGUCCAGCCAAGGAGCUGCUCCUAUCUCUUUCAUGCCUGGCUCUUGGUAUGCUUGUUUAUUUCUGGCAAAAUAAUAAAUGAUGAUGAAUAUA